This is a messenger RNA of Hemiscyllium ocellatum (epaulette shark), 7325 nucleotides long. Its product is annotated as zinc finger protein 420-like. Gene Ontology annotation, biological process: regulation of transcription by RNA polymerase II; central nervous system development. The transcript has 10 exons. Gene Ontology annotation, molecular function: DNA-binding transcription factor activity, RNA polymerase II-specific; RNA polymerase II cis-regulatory region sequence-specific DNA binding. The coding region runs from base 1009 to 4179 and encodes 1056 amino acids. Gene Ontology annotation, cellular component: nucleus. The record is from RefSeq and is a predicted model, not a curated record. NCBI's taxonomy places the organism in Eukaryota, Metazoa, Chordata, Chondrichthyes, Orectolobiformes, Hemiscylliidae.
UUCACACCGGGGAGAGGCCGUUCACCUGCUCUGUGUGUGGGAAGGGAUACAUUCAGUCAUUCCACCUGAUUACGCACCAGCGGGUUCACACUGAUGAGAGACCUUUUCAGUGUCCGGUCUGUGAGAAGUGCUACAAAAGUUCCAGGGAACUGAUGAGCCAUCAACGGGUUCACACUGACGAAAGACCGUUCAGAUGCUCUCACUGUGGGACUGGAUUCAGGCGAUCCUCUCAACUCACUGUCCACCAGAGAAUUCACACCGGGGAGAGGCCGUUCACCUGCUCCAAAUGUGGGAAGGCAUUUACUCAGUUAUCCACAUUGCUGAGACAUCAGCGAGUUCACAGAUGACGACAGUGAUUUAGCUUUUAUUCAUUAAUAAUGAACUAUGUUCAUCGGUAUGUGUCUGCUGAUCUUCACAAACUCCAGACGAAUUGUUGGUGUUGAUAAUCCUGCAUAAACGACAAAGAAAUCUAUCUUUUGUGAAAUACAGGGUUUCUAGUCGUCUUAAUGUCUUUUCAACACAUUCGUUCCUUUGAAGGCAUCCUCCUACAUAGCCUCCAAUCUCCAUCCAGAAACAGAUGUAGCCUACCCAGACACCCCCGCGGUGCGGGGUGUCCCCAUGUCGUCAUCAUAGGGAGAUACCGCGCAUGCGCACGGCCGCCGCCGCCUGGAGCCUGUCAUGGCGACGGAGGGGUGUUUGCUUCUGAGCUGCUGAAGUGUCAGGGACCAGGCGGGAAGAAACGGCCGAUGGAUCGGACGGGUGGAUGGAGCCGCGUGAAUGUUACAUGAGUAACUUCAGAGUGGAAUCUCAAACCAAACAUCACGUCAAAAUCUGACUGUCACUGAUGCGUCUGGACAUUCAGCAGAACGGAGUCUCAAAACAGAGAGAGACCAUUUCGGAGCCAAUUUGUAUUGGGGGUUUCAGCAGGAGAGGGUGUGGAGCUGGGAAUCUCAAUCCACCGAGACGUCAGCCGGUUUAUUGCAACCCGAGAGUUGUUGGGUUUUGAACAUGGAAGGAAAGGGCGCCGCUCACACUGGAGAGGAGCCGUACACAUGUUCGGAGUGCGGUCGAGGCUUCAGCCAGUCGUCCGACCUGUUAAGGCACAAGCGCUGCCACACUGGGGAGAAACCGUACACGUGUCCCGAGUGUGGGCGAGCCUUCAGCCAGUCAUCCGACCUGUCCGAACAUCAGUGCAGUCACACCGGGCAGAAACCGUGGAAGUGCGGGGACUGUGGGAAGGGAUUCAUUUCCCAGUCACAGCUGGAGACCCAUCGGCGCAGUCACACCGGCAAGAGGCCGUUCACCUGCUCCACGUGCGGGAAGGGCUUCACUGCCCCUUCCAAACUCCGGACGCACCAGCGGGUCCACACCGGGGAGUGGCUGGUUACCUGCUCGGAGUGCGGCAAGGGCUUCACUCAGUCAUCCCACCUGCUCAAACACCAGCGAGUUCACACCGGGGAGAGGCCGUUCACCUGCUCCACGUGCGGGAAGGGAUUCACUCAGUCCUCCGACCUGCUGUUACACCAGCGAGUGCACACCGGGGAGAGGCCUUUCACCUGCUCCGAAUGUGGGAAGGGUUUCACGGUGUCGUCCGACCUGCUGAGGCACCAGCGGGUUCACACCGAUGAGAGACCUUUCAAAUGCUCAGACUGCGGGAAGUGCUUCAAGAGCUCCAGCGACCUGAUGUCUCAUCAACGGGUUCACACCGACGAGAGACCGUUCAUUUGCUCUCACUGUGGGGCUGGCUUCAGGCGAUCCUCGCAACUUACUGUGCACCAGCGCGUCCACACCGGGGAGAGACCGUUCGCCUGCCCCGAGUGUGGGAAGGGAUUCCCUCAGUUAUCGCACCUGCUGAGACACCAGCGCGUUCACCAGUCAGGACCGGAAUGUCUUUGGAUUCAGAACAUGGAAGCAAAGAGCACCGUUCGAUGCAGAGAGAAACCGUACACGUGUUCUGCGUGUGGACGAGUCUUUAGCCAUUCCUCUGGCCUGUCGAGACACAAGCUCAGUCACACUGGGGAGAAACCGUGGAAGUGUGGGGACUGUGGAAAGGCAUUCACCUCACCCUCGGACCUGGAACGACAUCGGCGCAGUCACACUGGGGAAAGGCCGUUCACCUGUUCUGAAUGUUGGAAGGGAUUCAACCAGUUGUCCAACCUACUGCAGCACCAGCAGGUUCACACCGACGAGAGACCUUUCGGGUGUCCAGACUGCGGGAAGUGCUUCAAAAGGUCCUGGGACCUCAUGUCCCAUCAACGUGCUCACACCGAUGAGAGGCCGUUCAGAUGCCCCCACUGCGGGACAGGAUUCAAGAAGUCGUACAACCUGACCAUACACCAACGGCUUCACACUGGGGAGAGACCCACUGCAUCUGCGUUGGAAUGUGGCCCGGAAGUUUAUUCACGUGCCACACAAACGGUCCCAACCCCCCGAUUCACUGAUUGGUUGGAGGACCAGCCCCUCCGCAGCCAUUACCCUCGCAAUUGGUUCAGAGCGGCCGUCAAUCAGCGUGCCUCAUUGUCCGUCAUUGGCGGGGCGGUCGCGACCGCGCCCAUUUCCCCUGCUCAUCGUCCGAAGCUGCCGUCAAUCACCGCUCCCCCUUUGUUUGCCGCUCGGAGGACCAGCGCCAACCCCGCCCCAUCCCCUGUGACUGGCCCAGUGCUGCCGUCAAUCAUCGCUCCCCGUUGUGGGUGUUUCACAGCCCAGCCCCGCCCGUCCAGCUGCUAUUGGCCUGAAGCUGCCGUCAAUCACUACUCCCCAUUGUGUGCGCUGGAGGACCGCGUGGGGACGAAAUGUCCCCUGAGGAUGCACCAGCGGCUCCUUCAGCUGAUCACUCCAGGGGCGGCAGGCUCCUUGCCCAGGGACUGCAGAAGCAGCCGCUGCAGCCUGGCGCCACCUGCAUCUGCUGGGAGCCUGCAAGAAGCCCCGCCCCCUUCCUCCCAGGGCGCCCCGCCCACUUAUAGUGACCUCACCGGGGGAGGCUGCGCAUGCGCCAGACUCCUCCUCCUUCCCCCCCCCCUCAUCGGGCUCCAAGAUGGCGGCCGCGAGCUCAGGCCGACCCCCGGGUCCAAGCCCCCACCCUCCAAACGCCCUCACCGGCUGCGGAGCGUCCGAAAGGCAACGUCGGUCCCCGUCGUCAUCGGUGGCGGCGCGCAUGCGCCACACGCGCCGCGGACAAAGGGGGGGAAUGUCACAACCGCGGGGCAUGAUGGGAGGACGGAGCCAGCGUUGGAGGCCGCUGGAGGGUGGUACUCGAGGAAGGGGGUGGGGCCGGAGAACCGCGCAUGUGCAGUUGGAGGACGCAGGAGGGUGGUACUCGAGGAAGGGGGCGGGGGCCGGAGAACCGCGCAUGUGCAGUUGGAGGACGCAGGAGGGUGGUACUCGAGGAAGGGGGCGGGGCCGGAGAACCGCGCAUGUGCAGUUGGAGGACGCAGGAGGGUGGGUCUGGGACGAUCGACGAUCUUGCAGUUGGGAAACACAAACCAGGCAUCACAUCAGGAACUGGCAAUAUAUUGUAACUAUUAUCAGACUUUGAACAUGGAAGUUAAAAAUGCUGCUGACAGAGGGAAGAAGCAGCACGUGUGUUCUGUGUGUGGGCGAACCUUCAGCCGAUUAUAUUAUCUGUCAAAACACCAUUGCAGUCAGACUGGGGAGAAACCGUGGAGAUGUGAGGAAUGUGGGAAGGGAUUCGUUUCCCCAUCGAAGCUGGAAACUCAUCGACGCACUCACUCCGGGGAGAAGCCGUUCAUCUGCUCCGAGUGUGGGAAGGGCUUCGCACAGUCAUCCACCCUGCAGACACACCAGCGAGUCCACACUGGCGAGAAACCUUUCACGUGCCCAGAUUGCGGCAAGUGCUUCAAAGGCUCUGGGGAGCUGAUAUCCCACCAACGUGUUCACACGGAUCGAAGACCCUUCCAGUGUGCGGAGUGUGGGAAGUGCUAUAAACGUUCGGGGAACCUGAUGUCGCAUCAGCGCGUUCACACCAACGAGAGGCCGUUCCGGUGCCCUCAGUGUGGGAGGGGGUUCAGGCGAUCGUCUUAUCUCACUUUGCACCAGCGAGUUCACACCGGGGAGAGACCGUUCACCUGCUCCGUGUGUGGGAAGGGAUUCUCUCAGUCCUCCCAACUGCUCUCACACUGGCAAGUCCACGCUAAGGAGAAACAAUCCAUUUGCUCUUAGUAUUGGAUAGAGUUCACUGGUUGCUGCGAUGGUAGUGAGUUCAUGCUGGAAAGGAACUGUUUAACCAGGCUGAGAGGGGAUUUAUUUGUUCAGCCCAUCUGAUAAACUGCCUCUGAACUCACGAGUAACUACAGUCACCGCACUUUGCUGUUUGUCUCACACAAGAAUGAACUGAAUGAAUGACAUGAUAAUGAUACAGUCUUCAGACAGUUUAGAUGAGAUGAGAUUCCCCGCAGUGUGGAAACAGGCCCUUCGGCCCAACAAGUCCUCACUGACCCUCUGAAGAAUAACUCAAUCAGGCCCAUUUCCCUUUGUCUAAUGCGCCUAACACUACGGGCAAUUUAGCAUGGCCAAUCCACCUGACCUGCACAUCUUUGGACUGUGGGAGGAAACCGGAGCGCCCGGAGGGAACCCACACAGAUACACCAGGGAGAAGGUGCAAACUCCACACAGACAGUCACCCGAGGCUGGAAUCGAACCUUACCUGGUGCUGUGAGGCUGCUGUGCUAACCACUGAGCCACCGUGCUGCCCCAUCUGAUCACUUUGUUUGAAUUUCCCAUUCAGUGUAAGGAAGAGAAGAGCGGGUCUAAGACUACUGUGUGAAACUUGAAUAAGUGCGAUAACAGGGGAGUGAAGACUGAGUUGUCAAAAUUGACUGAGCUAAUGACAUUUAGAUAGAUCAGUAGAGAAGCAAUGGCAGACAUUUCAGGAGAUAGUCACAGAAGGAACACUUCCUUCGGUCUAACUAUUAGAUAUUCUAAAUUAAUCUGGUAACAUUUGCCAGCACUUGUCCCAUAUCCCUCCGAACCCUUCCUAUUCAUACACCUAUCCAGAUGUAUUUUAAAUGUUGUAAUUGUUCCAGCAUCCACCACUUCCUCUGGCAGCUCAUUCCAUACACGUACCACUCUCUGCAUGGAAACAUUGCCCCUCAGGUCCCUUUAAAAUCUUUCCCCUCUCGUCUUAAACCUAUGCCCUCUAGUUCAGGACUUCCCUAUCUUGGGAAAAAGAUUGUGGAUAUACACCCUAUCCAUGCCCCCCCCCAUGAUUAUGUAAACGUCUAUAAGGUCACCCCUUAGCCUCCGACACUCCAGGGAAAAUAGGCCCAGCCUGUUCAGUCUCUCCCUAUAGCUUGAACCCUCUAAUGCUGGCAACAUGUUGGAAAAGUUUACAAAACUCUUUCAAGUUUCACAGCAUCCUUUCUGUAGGAGGGAGAGCUGAACUGAAUGCAAUAUUCCAAAAAAUGGCCUAACCAAUGCCCUGUACAGCUGCAGCAUAACCUCCACACUCCUAUACAUUGUUGCACUGACAAAUAAAGGAAAGCAUACCAAACACCGCCUUCACUAUCCUAUCUACUUGCAGCUCCACUUUCAAGGAGCUAUGCACAUGCAAUCCAAGGUGGCUUUCUUCAGCAAUAUCUCUCAGGAUCUUACCGUUACAUGUACAAGUCCUGCCCUGACUUGCCUUUCCAUAAUGCAGCAGCUCACAUUUGUUUAAACUAAACUCCAUCUGCCAUCUGAUCAAAGGUACUCUGAGGUAACCUUCUUCACUGUCAGCUGCCCGACCGACUUUGCAAACUUACUAACCGUACCGCGUAUGCUCACAUCCAAAUCAUUGAUAUAAGUGAUGGGAAGCAGUGAACCCAGCACCAAUCCAGCUGGCACUCCACCGGUCACGGGCUUCCGAUCUGAAAAGCAACCCUCCACCGCCACCCUCUGUCUUCUACCCUCUGUAUCCAAAUGGGCUCGUUCACCCUGGGUUCCAUGUGCUCUGACCUCCCUCACCAGUCUAUCGUACAGAACCUGUCAUUUCAAGACAUUCUGCGACGUUACUUUGUGGUUUGAUGGAGAGUUCCCAGAAGAUGAGUUUGCAUUGCCCGUAAUGGAUUUUGCUUGUCAAUAUUUGAUUGAAUACGCGGGUGACUGCUUGACUGUAGUUAAGAAGGGGCAGAAAAUCACCGUGAUUUUGGUGGCGGGGAGCUCGCUCAGUUGCGCCUAAUAGCAGUUCUGGGUACAAAAGCAAUUGUGCAUUGCUGGGAAUGGGCUUUGUUUGAUAACAUUUAGCUGUUUUACUGGUGGUGGUUAGUAGUUUCAAUAAUAAGAAAAAGCAAAUCACGUUGAUUUGGUGGUGGGAAGGUCACUCAGUUGUGUACGAUAGCACAGAGACAGGCCCUUCGGCCCAAGUGUCCAUCCACGCUAACCCCGUUUUCCUGCAUUUGCCCCAUAUCCCUUCUAAACCUUUCCUAUCCAUGUAUUUGUCCAAAUAUUGUUAAUGUACCCAUCUCAACCACUUCCACUGGCAGCUCAUUCCAUAUGCAUCCCACCCUCUUAAAAAAAAAGUUGCCCCUCAGGUUCCCUGUUAUUCUUUCCCCUCUCACCUUAAAUUGAUGCCCUCUAGUCCUCGAUUCCCCAACGCUGGGAAAAAGACUGAGUGCAUUCACCCUAUCCACGGCUGUCAUGAUCUUGUACACCUCUAUAAGAAACCCCCCUCAGUUUCCUACACUCUAAAGAAAGAAGCCCUAGCUUCUGUGUAGAAAGGCAAAACAAGUCCUAAAGAGUCCCCCUCACUUUGAUUGUUCGCAUUGCCCAUAAUGGUCUUUACUUGUAAAUAACUAAGUGACUACGUGGGUAUUUUACUGGUGGUGGUGGUGGUGGUUCAGAGUCUAAAAUGUAGUCCAGAUGAUUUGUUUCGGGGUGGGUGGGGUGGAAGUCGCUCAGUUGUGUGUGAUAGCACCUUUGGGUGAUUGUCAGAAAAAAAUAUGUUCCAGAGUUGUGGUAGCGUAGAAGGUUUUCAAAGGAUACACCAGGGUAUAGAUCAGUUGCUGAGAGGGGUGGAGAAAUGGCAGAUGGAGUUGAAUCUGAGUCAGUGUGAGAUGCUGCAGUUUGAGCGAUCAAAUGUUAGCAAAAGUAUACAGUUGAUAAUAUACAGGCCGGCACAGUGGCCAGCACUGCUGCAUCACAGCGCCAGGGUUCAAUUCCAGCCUGGGUGACUGUGCAGACUCCACACAGACAGUCUCUCUGUGUCUGCGUGGGUUUCCUCCCACAGUCCAAAGAUGUGCAGGUUUGGGUGAAUUGGUCGCGUUAAAUUGUCCAUAGUGUUCGGUGAUUUGUAGGUUAGAUGCAUUAGGCAGGGGUAAAUAUAGAGUCAU